Molecule: messenger RNA, 952 nt
Organism: Oreochromis niloticus (Nile tilapia)
Lineage: Eukaryota; Metazoa; Chordata; Actinopteri; Cichliformes; Cichlidae
Product: G2/M phase-specific E3 ubiquitin-protein ligase-like
Exons: 8
Coding region: 221-952 (243 amino acids)
Molecular function (GO): ubiquitin-protein transferase activity
Source: RefSeq, a predicted model, not a curated record
GAUUCAGUGUUAUGGAUAUUUUUGCACUGUGUUUUUUGUCUGCCACACCAGAGGGUGGCAUAGUUUGUGUCCUGUGUUAUUGCUGCUAUGUGAGUUCCAGGUGGAGGCUGACCAGUGGCAGAGAAAAAAAGCUGCAUCUCCCACCAGUGUUCUUAGGGUGGUUCUCAUUGGAGAGGCAGGCGUGGAUACAGGAGCACUUAGGAAAGAGUUUUUGAGUGACAUGAUUUCAGGUAUUGAAAGCAGAUUCUUUGAAGGGCCUGAGAACAAGGGCAAAAACCCCAAGUAUUCUCUGACCGAUCUUGAUAAUGAAAACUUCAGAACUGUUGGUGAAAUAAUUGCAGUCAGCCUCGCCCAAGGAGGCCCAUCUCCUGCCUUUUUCAAAGAAUGGUGCUACAAUGUCCUCUGCUCAGGAGAGGUUGAUUUCAGCUGUCUGUCUAAGGAGGAUGUUGCAGAUGUGGAAUCUUCCCUGCUCAUCAGCAAAGUUGAAGAUGCAGCAGACAUACAGUCUCUGAUGUUGUGGGCUGAUGAAAUUGUCAGCUGUGGAUACACAAACCAGAUAGAGAUGGAUAGUAAGGAAAGCAUGAUCCGUGCUAUUGUCUUACACUCCACAACAAGACUGAUUCCAAUGCUACAGGAGCUCAGAAAGGGCAUGGAACUGUAUGGUCUUGUGAACCUGAUGGCUGUAAAUCCUGAAGCUUGCCACAGUUUGUUUGUUACUGGGAAAAUCCUCAAACCAGACGCUGAUUUCAUUAUGAUGAGCUGCCAACCACAUUUCAGUGAAAAGAGGUGGAUGACCGGACAGUCCCAUGUUCCCAUCCUUCCUGAUGAAAAGAGACAUUUCAAAAUAACAUGCAAGUUUGACCACGAAUUGCAGCAUCUGGACACUUACACAGAGUUUAAAACCAUAAUGAGUGCAGCAGUUAGAUAUGGUGGUGGAAUCCACAGAGUUUAA